Molecule: messenger RNA, 3522 nt
Organism: Culex quinquefasciatus (southern house mosquito)
Lineage: Eukaryota; Metazoa; Arthropoda; Insecta; Diptera; Culicidae
Exons: 5
Coding region: 44-3454 (1136 amino acids)
Biological process (GO): SCF-dependent proteasomal ubiquitin-dependent protein catabolic process
Cellular component (GO): SCF ubiquitin ligase complex
Molecular function (GO): protein binding
Source: RefSeq, a predicted model, not a curated record
CGAAAGGCGCAGUCAGUUUAGUACGAGCCAUCGAGCAACAAAGAUGGGCGACUAUCCCCGGUCCAACUCGAGCAUCAAGCGGUUGAAGGAAAAGGCGGACAUUGCGGACUUUAUCUUGAAGCCACUCGAUGAGGACGACGAUGGACCGACUCCGUCCAUGAAGGUGAAGAAGGCGAUCAGGUCGCGGAGGAGAGCGACGCGGAACAGGACGGCGGUGGACUUGAGCGAUCCGAGGAAUUGUUUUGUGAAACCGUCAGGAUCGUUGAUUCCCAUACCCAUUUCAGAGCUGAAGCCAAAGCAUGCGUUUCCCAAGGAUCCCGAGGCAGAGAGCUUGCUGGGCGAAAAGAGAGUUAGUAUUAUUAGUUCGUUCGAAACGGUCAAGUGGAACUUUGACAAGGGUGAACCGGAGGCGGAGGUCGAGCCACCACCAUGGAUGGAACCUUUCAGUUGCGAUGGAAUGUUCGAAGCGAGGUAUGAUCUCCUACCGAUGGAGUUGAUAUUGAUCAUAUUUAAGCAGAUUACCGUAAGUGACCGCAUGGCGGCUGGGGAGACGUGCAGACGGUGGAUGGAGGCGUCCUACUAUUACGAGCCAUUCCUGAACCAAACAUACUACCACUUUGAUCGUUCGGACUGUGGCGAUCAAGUGGCUCCGUUCAAGUACUUUAGCGAAGGUUUCCGAUACUAUCCCAGGCUGGUGUUUACACAGGUAGACUUUAACAAGCACAGUGACUUCUGGUUCAAUCACGGCCUUGGCAUCACGGAACUUACGCUGCGAUCGUGCAAGAUCAGGAAGAAGAAGUUCCUUUCAAUAAUGCGGAACCUGCUGAAUUUGCGCAAACUUGAGUUAAUGCAGUGUGAUGAGCUGUUCAAAAACUGGAACAUCGAGUACAACCACCAGGAACCAAUGUUCCCAUUUUUCAUGUUCUGUCUGAAGCAUCUGUCCCUCUCCGGAUGUGACUACUUCAACGAGUACCACUUUGAGCGAUUCAUAACCAUGGCGCCGAACCUGUCCUCGAUCGACGUCUCCAACUGUUUCAUCAACCUGUACCUCUCCAAACGCAUCACCAUGCUCGAUCGCGUCAUGAAGCUGAUCAACCGCAACCGGUACCUCAUGAAAUCCCUCAACCUUGCGGACACCCCCUGCGUGGACGACUUCAUCUGGCACUGCCUCUGCGAACUGGAAUCUCUACAGCUCACCCACUUUACGAUAGCGUACAGUGAUCGCGUACCCCUCAAAGACCCCGGAAUUCUGCGGUUCUUCGGCCUUCAAACCGACCUCACCUACCUCAACCUCACCUCCUCGAUCGGACUAAGCGACGAAUGUCUGCAAAAGAUCAUCACCAGCUGUCCCCGGUUGCACACGCUGCUUAUCCGACGCUGCUGGUUGAUCAGCGACGAGGGAGUUGGCGCCACGACACUGACAAAGGAAGGAGUGGAAAUUGUGCGGCGGCCCAUGCACACCCUGGAACACCUGCGCGUGCUGGACAUCUCCAACUGCGAGCGCAUCAGCGACUUUUCCAUCCAAACGUACAUCAUCGGGAAGCGACCCCGCGAGAUGAACGAACUCCAGCUGUGCAUGCUGAACAACCUGUCCGAGUCCAGCAUCUACUACAUCGCGGUCACCUUCAAGAAUAUCCAAGUUCUAAACCUGGACAGCUCGGCCAACGCCAUCACCGACAACUCGCUGCAGUACAUCAUGUGCUACCUGACCGAACUGCGGGACCUCAACAUUGUCGCGUGCACCAAGCUAUUGGUGAAGAUCUUCAAGUACCUCCCGCAGGCCGAUCGCACCUCGGCGGGUUUUACCUGUUGGCACUGGUACGAGGCGUCCACGUAUCUAGGAUUCGCCCAGGAACGGUGUCUACACUUGGUGGGCGUCGAGUUCGAUGACUUUAAACCGCCAGUCUCGGAGCUGCUGCUGAGUUACCAUUGCUAUCCGGUGAUCAAGCUGACGCGGGUCAAACUAAACGUGUACAGCAAGUUUUGGGGGAUUUUUGGGGAGUUUAUACGGGAUAUAACGUUUGAAAAGUGUAUGAUCUGGAGGGAGCGGAUUAUUUCGGUGUUCAAGUUCAUGCCAAACUUGCAGGUGGCGCGAUUUGUCGAGUGUGACUUGCUGAGGGAUGACCUGUUCAAGAACUGGAAGUUCUUCGAGAAUGGAGUUGUGAACGUGUACUUUGACAGCGUUCUGCAUUUGAGUUUGGCGCGAAAUAACUUCAGCGUGUUGCAGUUCAGCACCAUGGUCGAGAUGAUGCCUAACUUGAGGGCGGUAGACUUCUCCAACUGCUUCCGUAACGUCGAUGUUACCAAGAAGACGCAGUUGUUGAACUGUAUUUUGACGUUCAUUCAGCAUCGGCAGAACGAUUUGAAGGAGCUGAACUUGAUCGGCGCUCCGGUAGACGAUAUCUUCCUACGAGGCAUGGUGAACGCUAGAGGAUUGUCCCUGGAAAGCUUUAGCUUGACCUACUUGGAGAAACUGCCUCAGCGAAAGCCAGCGAUCAUCGAUCUUCUCCGGGAACAAAACGAGAUUCGAACGCUUGAUCUUUCACUAUCAGCGGGCAUCACCGACUACUGUUUAGAACAGGUCGUACGGAACAUGCCCGGAUUAACUGUGCUAAAGAUCGCCGGAUGUAGUGGAGUCUCGGAUUACGGGAUCAUGCAGAUUUUCAAGCUUCGUCAGCUGAACGUUCUGGAUCUAUCCAAGUGUCGCUUUACAAAGCGCGCGAUCACCGACGGUACCAACGACAAUAACAAACCCCCGUUGAACGAACUCGUUCUAGAACUGCUGAAUCCCCUCGAUGACGAGUGCAUCAUCAAGAUCGGAUCCAGCUUUAAAAAUCUAACUGUUUUGAGCAUGGCAGGGUCAGCGUCCAACAUGACAGACUGCGCCCUUCAGCACAUCUUCCUUCAUCUCACAAGUCUCGAACAUUUUAACCUAGAGAGAAGUACCAAGCUCACGGACGCCGGCUUUACCGGCAUCGACCUGCCCCAGAAGACGUUCGCCAUCUGGGACAUCGCGGAGACGUUCUCGAUCGACCGGCUCCGGAAGCUGCGCAUCCUGAAGGUUUCCGGCUGCUACAAGAUCACCGAUUUUGCCCUGCGGUACUCGUUCCGCUUCAUGGAACUGAAGGAGCUCAGCCUAUCCCGGUGUCACCAGAUUACCAAGCAAGGCAUGGAAAAGCUCGUGACGAGCUGUCCGGCGCUGGAGUACCUGGACCUGAGCGAGUGUCCCCAGAUCAACGACUACUGCGUGGAGUUGAUAGCGCAGAACUUGAAACGGCUCAGCACGCUCAAGCUGGCCAACUGUCCGCUGGUGAGCGACGUGGCGUUGGGAUUUUUGGCGCAGUAUUGCAAGAAUUUGAAGUACCUGUACGUGCGAGGAUGUCACAAACUGCCCCCGGAUAUUAUGGAGCGUUUGGCGAAGAUCACCACACUCAGACAGGUGUACAAAUCUUGAGUUGGGAAAAAAGGUUUUGCUUUGUUCUGUAAAAUUAAAUUUGAUACAAAUAAAAACCUGAUAAUCUA